AUGACUCCCUCGCCCUCGACGCGCGAGAUUGUCUCUCUCGUGGGCGUCGUCGCCCUGCUUGCGCACCAAGUCCUUCGACGAUACGAGCCUCGCACUCCUCUCCAUCAUGCAUCCUGCCUGCUUCUCGCUCCCACAACCAUCUCUGUCGCCAUCAUCCUCAACCCCCAAUGCACCCGUACUCUCGUCCACACCUUCCUUCUCGUAUUUCCGCUUUACAUCUCCACCCUUGUCGUCUCCAUCGUCAUCUACCGCCUCAGUCCGUUUCACCCCCUCGCCCGUUACCCGGGUCCCAUCCCAGCCAGGGUCUCCAUGUUCUGGAUGGCAGUCGUGAGCACCAGCGGCGACCAACACAAGUAUAUCAAGUCCCUCCAUGACCGCUACGGCGACGUCGUCCGCACAGGCCCCAACGAGCUUUCGGUCCGCGAUCCGUCUCUGGUUCCUGAGAUCCUCGGAAGCUCAGGUCUUCCCAAGGGCCCCCACUUCCACGGACGCAUGCUUCAGUACGAGCCACGGAUGCUCGUCGCCGUCAGCGACAUUGAGGAACACGCCCGCCGCCGCCGUCCGUGGUUGCGAGGCUUCGCGCCCGCCGCGGUGAAGGAGUACGACGCGCUCAUCGCGCAGCGAGCAAGCCAGAUGCGGAGCGCCCUGGAGGAGCAGAAGGGUGUGGUGCAGUUGGGCGAAUGGAUCGAUUUCUUCGCCUACGACUUCAUGACAGACAUGGCAUUCGGCGGAGGGUCCGAGCUUCUCAGUGGGCAAGGGAAGGACAACUUCUGGGCGGUUUUGGAUGCGCACUCACGGAUGGCGACGUUCUUGGGCCGUCUCCCUUGGCUCGGUAUCCUGCUGGGGUACGUUCCGGCCGCCAGCAAACCCGUCGCUCUCCUCAUCAACCGUUGCGCGGAAUUCACCGCCGCACGCGUGAAGCGUGGCGCAUCCAAACUCGACCUCUUCCACUACCUCAGCGGGGAAGACGACCCGUCACGCCCUCAAGCCCCUGCAUCACAACUCAUCGAUGACGGCGUCCUCGCGAUCGUUGCCGGGGCGGACACGACAGCAUCCGCGACGACGAGCACGUUCGCGUGCCUACUAGCCCAUCCUGAGGUGUAUGUACGGCUGCAACAGGAGGUCGAUCGGUUCUACCCACCAGGCGCGGACCCAGCGGACUCGCGCCACCACAAGGAAAUGCCGUACCUCAACGCCGUCAUUAACGAGGGCCUACGCCUGUUCCCUCCCGUCCCUGGAGGCACGCAGCGCAUGGAGCCCGCGGACGGGCAGGGCUCCACGUUCAGCUCGAUGUACGUUCCCCCGGGCACGAACGUCUGGGUUCACACCUGGUCCCUCCACCGCGACCCGCGCAACUUCCGCCCGCACCCGAACGGCUUCUGGCCCGAGCGCUGGCUCCUUGCUGCUGACCCCGACCUCGACUCCGCGGGCACGGCGAAGGUCGAGGGGGCGUUCACGCACAACGCGGGCGCGUUCGUGCCCUUCUCGUAUGGACCGAUGAACUGCGUCGGGCGCGCGCUCGCGGUGCAGGAGAUGGGCACCCUGCUCUGCACCGUUCUCCAGCGAUUCGAGGUGCGCGCCGCGCCGGGGGCCACGGUCGACGGGCGGGAGGGCGGAGUGUUUGAUCUGCAUGCGUACGAGGAAAGAUACAAGGACUUCUUUACGACGUCGCGGGCGGCGGUGCCGGUGGUUUUGGAGGCGAGGCGCGGGAGGGAGUGA
Molecule: messenger RNA, 1719 nt
Organism: Epithele typhae
Lineage: Eukaryota; Fungi; Basidiomycota; Agaricomycetes; Polyporales; Epitheliaceae
Product: high nitrogen upregulated cytochrome P450 monooxygenase 2
Exons: 9
Coding region: 1-1719 (572 amino acids)
Molecular function (GO): monooxygenase activity; heme binding; oxidoreductase activity, acting on paired donors, with incorporation or reduction of molecular oxygen
Source: RefSeq, a predicted model, not a curated record